GGAACCCUCGUCGAGUUGCGUAAGUAGGGCCCCCUGGACUCUAAAGAGAACGCUCAUUCUUCCGAGCACCGUUUCGGCUAGACUAUGCCGCUGACAUUUGCUCGAUCGAGAUUCUGCCCGCAUGUUUGGAGCUUCUCUUCCUGCUCUCUGAGAUUGCAUGUAGACAUUGAGUGGAUAAUAUUUUCUUUCUAUUAAAACUUGUCCGGGACGGUAUUUACACCAUUAUUCGCUCUCAUACCAUGGGACGAAGGCAAGCUCGCUUCGGCCUCGGCAUCGGCAUCGGCAUCGUUCUCUGGCUACUGUUGAUGUUGUGCGCAGUGGAGAUGAUCGCCGGGUCUGACAGCGUAAAUAAUUCCACGUUGGAAGGGCUGUUUUGGACUAGUACAAAAGAUGAAGCCAUAAUGAGGAAAUCGGAAUUAGAAGAAUCGGUGGUGGGAAACGGAAACAAUAAUAACAACGAUGACGAGAUCGAGUUCAGCGGCGGCUUCUCUUCGCUCGAAGGCAUGUUGCAGUGGGCAAUAGGAUCUCUAGACAAAGAAGAUGAUUGGUGGAGGGUGUUAGUAGGAUGAUGAUGCAGAUCAAUGCUUGAAGAAGAGGACAAAAAUAAGUCAGAAAAUACUGUUCACAUGAACAGUAAUUUGUGUCCAUAUCUCCUAUUUUGGUUUCCUAUUUAGUUUAGUUUAAUGUAGUUAGUUUCUAUUUUAUUUCUUUCUUAGUGAGCAAGUUAGUACUUAGUUACUAAAUUCAGUUGGUUUCUAAUUUGGUUUCUUUCUAAACUGUAAGCAAUGCGUUCUCUUAUAUAAAUGGAGCUUAUGUAACAAUGAGAAUUAAUGAAUGAAUGAAUUUUACAGCCAUUGCUGCUCUUUAUUCUUGCGAUAGGAUGUUCAACAAUUGAAAUAACUGUGGGUGAGAAAGCCAGGCUGAGAUAGCCAUUCCCCUACCCCCCUUCUUCUA
Molecule: messenger RNA, 954 nt
Organism: Macadamia integrifolia
Lineage: Eukaryota; Viridiplantae; Streptophyta; Magnoliopsida; Proteales; Proteaceae
Exons: 2
Coding region: 240-569 (109 amino acids)
Source: RefSeq, a predicted model, not a curated record